Hermetia illucens (black soldier fly) is the source of this 1810-nucleotide messenger RNA. It is a transcript of the gene Rab7, whose product is annotated as ras-related protein rab7. The record is from RefSeq and is a predicted model, not a curated record. Gene Ontology annotation, biological process: endosome to lysosome transport; phagosome-lysosome fusion. The transcript has 5 exons. The coding region runs from base 289 to 915 and encodes 208 amino acids. Lineage: Eukaryota; Metazoa; Arthropoda; Insecta; Diptera; Stratiomyidae. Gene Ontology annotation, molecular function: GTP binding; GTPase activity. Gene Ontology annotation, cellular component: late endosome; lysosome; phagocytic vesicle.
GAAACGUCAAAUUCUUUGUUCGUCUCGUCGCGCAAGUUUCCAACUUUUCGUGACGUUUUUUUCCCUCUCGAACUGAACGUUUCGAACGCAGAAAUCUUUCUUCGGCGGUGGCUAUUGCGUUUUAUGGCUGCUGACGGAAUUACGUCAGCGAUUGUAACUAGUUUCUGACGGACUUUGUUGACUACCUAAUGAGUCUUUGUUUUGGAAUUUCGAACGGAAUUUAAUCUCGGGCUGGCUGUGUGUAAACAGAUUUAUACAAUUUUUCACUGAGUUCAUUAAGUUGACGAGAUGGCAAGCAGGAAAAAAUCGCUUCUCAAAGUCAUUAUUUUGGGGGACAGUAGCGUCGGAAAGACGUCGUUAAUGAAUCAAUAUGUGAACAAACGUUUUUCGAAUCAAUACAAAGCAACUAUUGGAGCAGAUUUCCUUACAAAAGAGGUUGUGGUGGAUGACAGAGUCGUCACAAUGCAGAUUUGGGAUACAGCUGGGCAGGAACGUUUCCAGUCCCUUGGAGUUGCAUUCUAUCGUGGCGCCGAUUGCUGUGUUCUAGUGUUCGAUGUAACAGCGCCAAACACAUUCAAAAAUUUAGAUUCAUGGCGUGAUGAAUUUUUAAUACAAGCAAGCCCUAGAGAUCCUGAACAUUUCCCAUUCGUUGUCCUCGGUAAUAAAGUUGAUCUAGAAAAUCGAGCGGUAUCUCAAAAGCGGGCGCAACAAUGGUGCCAAUUGAAGAACGAUAUCCCCUACUUCGAAACAUCGGCAAAAGAAGGCAUCAACGUCGAAUAUGCGUUCCAAACAAUUGCAAAGAACGCAUUAGCUCAAGAGGCUGAGGUUGAACUUUACAAUGAAUUCCCCGAUCAAAUCCGACUCAACGCUGAUAGGAACAAUCGACCAAGGAAUGCCGACAACUGUCAAUGCUAAUGAACUCAAUAUUUACUAACUAAAUGAUUUAAAUUAAAAUAUUUAAAAACUGAGAAAAAAAACCAACAAUAAAAACAUAAAAAAUCAACAAAAUAAAAGUUAAUAAAACAAUUUAAAUAAGCAACAGAGAAUUAUAAUUAUUCAUAUUAUUAAAUUAAAAUUUAUUAAGAUGAAAGAGAAUUGAUUGUAUAAGUUAAAUAAUUUUUCCGAAAAAAGAAUAUAAUUAUGAAACUUUUAUGUAUGAUCUAAUGAACAUGUUUGUGUUGUGUAUUGUUUUACACUAAUCACCCACUUGUGUUUAUUACUGAAAUGAUCAACAAUAUAUUUUCUAUUUCACUUGAAAUGAGCAUAACUGAAUAGACCCAAUAAAAUAACUCCCACGGAAUAUUUGCAAAACCAUUCAAGAAAAAAAAUAUCUAUUUUUACAAAAUUUUUAAUCACUCUUAGUAAGUAUUCCCCCCGAAGAUUAUCUCAAACACUCGAAAUGGCAAAAUACUACAAAAAUGGUGUAUUUUAUUGCUGAGUUUGAAUUGUCAGUUUUGUUCGACGGCAAUCAUUUUCUUCCGUUCAAUUAGUAAGAUAUUCUCUUGAAUUAGAUUAGAACAAAAUAAUACUAGCUUAUACCAUAAAAUCAAUGCAGUAACAUAAAAUUAUUACGGUGGAAAUAGCAUGAGGAAUGCUAGACAAAAGUACUUGAUAGUGGCAGUGUAGAAUAUCAGAAAAUAAUUUCUUGGUCCAUGAAAAUGUUGUUGUAAAUUAGUUUUUUUCCCCGCUUAUUUACUGAUGUUUUUAAAAAUAGUGAUAUUCUUUAUAUAUGCAUUACAUUUUCGGCUGUAUAUAUUUUAUAAAACAAACGAGGUAAUUGAAAUAUCAAAUAAAAAGUAUGAAAAUAUUA